Closterium sp. NIES-65 is the source of this 1521-nucleotide messenger RNA. NCBI's taxonomy places the organism in Eukaryota, Viridiplantae, Streptophyta, Zygnematophyceae, Desmidiales, Closteriaceae. The record is from the annotation of a GenBank genome assembly.
AUGGCUACCCCUAGUGUCCUCACUUUUGACGCCGAGGGUCGGGCCAUUGACUUUGACGUCUGGGUAGAUGACCUGCAGCUUUUCCUACAGUGCGAUAGGGCAGACGGUCUCUAUCUCUUUGACCUCACCUCUGGUGCCUCUCCUGCCCCUGCUGCUGAUGCUGACACCACUGUUCGCUCACAAUGGGCCACGCGCGAUGCUGCUGCACGUCUUGCGGUGCGUCGCCACCUGCCUACCUCUGAGCGUGCGCACUUUAGUCAGUACAAGAGUGCUCAGACCUUGUACGACGCUGUAGUUGCACGCUACUCCUCCCCUGCCAUUGCUGCACUGAGCCGCCUCAUGCUACCAUACCUCUUCCCUGACCUUGCUGCCUUUCCCACAGUCUCUGACCUCAUUACACACCUCCGCACUAGUGACACUCGCUACCGCGCUGCGCAUCUUGCUGAGUUCUGCGCCAAGUACCCCCCCCCCAUGUAUAUCACCCUCUACUACAUAGUCACCCGGCUCCCUGACUCCCUUCGCGUAGUCAGGGACCACUUCCUCGUAGUGUGCCCCACCACUCUCACCGUUGACCUCCUUGAGAAGGCCCUCCUAGCAGCGGAGAAGAGCAUAGUCGCUGUAGGAGCCUCUCGUGGUGACCCCCGCACCCCCGUCUUUGAGGGGUGUUCUCCCUCCCCCCUCUUGCCCUCUGUUGCUUCUACUGCUGCGGCCGACCUCGUUGGUUUUGAGUCGGUUGGCGCUGCGUCUGCCCCUUCGGGGAAGCGCCGCACAGGCAAGGGCAAGGGGGGCAAGGGCGCUGGAGGGGCUGGCGGGGGCGGUGGAGGCGGCGGUGGAGGCGGCGGAGGGGGUGGGGGUGGGAGUGGGAGUGGUAACGGGGGUGGGGGUGCCGAUGGCAGCAGUGGAGGCGGAGGCGGCGGCGGUGGUGGCGGAGGGAGCGGAGGCGGCGGUGGUGGCGGAGGCGGCGGAGGUGGCAGAGGCGGCGGAGGUGGCGGUGGAGCUGGUCGCGGUUCUGCGCAGAGGAGUGGCUCCGGUGGUGGUCCGCGCCAGCAGCAGCAGCGCGGUCGUGAGACCCUGUCCCCUCAGCAGCUCCGUGAGUGGUACGCUGCACGCCAGCGGGGUGGGGGUACUGGUCCGUGCACCUACGUCCUGCGCACCGGCGACCGUGCGGGUGAGCAGUGUGGGGGUGCGCACCCCACCCAGCGCUGCUUUGGCCGCCUGACGGACGCGUGGCGUCACCAGUUUCCUGAGGCCACAGAGAUCCCUCGCUGGGGCGAGCUGUCUAGGGCGGGGGUUGCUAUUUUUGACCUUGACUUUGAUGCUAUUCUUGCUGCUAUAUAUGCUGUGACUAUUAGUGAUGAGGGUGACUGUUACCGGUGUUUUCCGCCCGACCCGGGCGUUGAGACUGCUGCUCUAGGUGCUGGUGAGGCUGCUGCUCUUGGUGCUAGUGAGGCUGCUGCUCUAGGUGCUAGUGCGUCUACUUCCUCAGGUACUGGUGAGUCUGCUCCCUCAGGUACUGCGUAG